Messenger RNA from Brassica rapa (field mustard), 1082 nucleotides. Its product is annotated as protein RER1D. Gene Ontology annotation, biological process: retrograde vesicle-mediated transport, Golgi to endoplasmic reticulum; protein retention in ER lumen. Gene Ontology annotation, cellular component: Golgi membrane. Lineage: Eukaryota; Viridiplantae; Streptophyta; Magnoliopsida; Brassicales; Brassicaceae. The record is from RefSeq and is a predicted model, not a curated record.
UUCAGUUUUUCUUUCCGCGAAAGUGCGAAACCAACCAAGCAAACGACUCUCUCUCUCUCUCUCUCUCUCUCCCUCGUGUUUGAUUCGAAGAUCAUUGUGACCAUGGAGGACGAAUCAGGAAACGAAGGAGACGGAUACACAAUGAGCGAUUCACUGCUUGCACGAUGGAGAAUCGAAUUCUCGAAAUCGUUUCAGAAUCACCUCGACAGAUCGGCUCCACACCUCGUUCGAAGAUGGCUAGUGACGUUAAUCGCCGCCGUGAUCUACAUCUACAGAGUUUACUACGCUUACGGAUUCUUCGUCGUCUCGUAUGGUCUCGCGACUUACAUCUUAAACCUCUUGAUCGGUUUCCUCUCUCCCAAAGUCGAUCCAGAGCUCGAAGCCUUGGAUCCUGCUUCUGCUUCUGCUUCGUCUGAGUCCAGUAAAGAUUCUGAUGAGUUCAAGCCGUUUGUUCGUCGUCUUCCUGAGUUCAAGUUCUGGUAUGCAGCUACUAAGGCUUUUGUUGUAGCGUUUGUGAUGACCUUCUUCUCGUUCUUGGAUGUGCCUGUGUUCUGGCCCAUCUUGCUUUGCUACUGGUUGUUUCUGUAUUUUCUCACUAUGAAACGACAAAUCGUGCACAUGGUCAAGUACAGAUACGUUCCUUUCGAUUUUAGAAAGAAGAGGUAUGGUGGAAAUGAUAAGCCUAGUAGCAGCAAUUCACCUCAAGGAGAUGAAAAUACGGCUCAGACGUGAAGCUAAGUAGAUUGUUAUAGCAUACUGUGGUGUAAAAGGAAAAAACAAUGUUCUUGAUACUUAACAGAACUGAGAAAGCUAUCUUAUGUUUGAGUUAUGUUAUGUUUGACAGCUUCCAAUAUCUUCUUGCAAUGCAGACGCCAAAUCACUGAUCUGAAUUGCCUCAGAGAAGCGGAUAAUAUGCCAUCUUACUCAGAACACACUAUAGAUUCUAGAGUUUACUUGCUUUGUACACUGUGAAGUCUUUAAUAGUGCUCAUGGAUUUGUUCAGUAUGUAAAUGUUAUGAUAGUUGAUCGGAACUGAAUGUAACUUCUCCUUUAUUGAAUGGAUCAGAACGAAAUACAAGAUG